This is a messenger RNA of Candidula unifasciata, 824 nucleotides long. The record is from the annotation of a GenBank genome assembly. Lineage: Eukaryota; Metazoa; Mollusca; Gastropoda; Stylommatophora; Geomitridae.
GAAGGAGGGAGAGGAGGAAGGAGGGAGAGGAGGAAGGAGGGAGAGGAGGAAGGAGGGAGAGGAGGAAGGAGGGAGCGGAGGAAGGAGGGAGAGGAGGAAGGAGGGAGAGAGGAAGGAGGGAGAGGAGGAAAGGAGGGAGAGGAGGAAGGAGGGAGAGGAGGAAGGAGGGAGAGGAGGAAGGAGGGAGAGGAGGAAGGAGGGAGAGGAGGAAGGAGGGAGAGGAGGAAGGAGGGAGGAGGAGGAAGAGAGGGAGAGGAGGAAGGAGGGAGAGGAGGAAGAGAGGGAGAGGAGGAAGGAGGGAGAGGAGGAAGGAGGAGAGGAGGAAGGAGGGAGAGGAGGAAGGAGGCGAGGAGAGGAGGGAGAGGGAGGGAGAGGAGGAAGGAGGGAGAGGAGGAAGGAGGGGAGAGGAGGAAGGAGGGAGAGGAGGAAGGAGGGAGAGGAGGAAGGAGGGAGAGGAGGAAGGAGGGAGAGGAGGAAGGAGGGAGAGGAGGAAGGAGGGAGAGGAGGAAGGAGGGAGAGGAUGGAAGGAGGGAGAGGAGGAAGGAGGGGAGAGGAGGAAGGAGGGAGAGGAGGAAGGAGGGAGAGGAGGAAGGAGGGAGAGGAGGAAGGAGGGAGAGGAGGAAGGAGGGAGAGGAGGAAGGAGGGAGAGGAGGAAGGAGGGAGAGGAGGAAGGAGGGAGAGGAGGAAGGAGGGAGAGGAGGAAGGAGGGAGAGGAGGAGGAGGGAGAGGAGGAAGGAGGGAGAGGAGGAGGAAGGAGAGGAGGAGGAAGGAGAGGAGGAGGAAGGAGAGGAGGAAGAGGAAGACGAAUGCUGUUCAUAUAUUAA